Molecule: messenger RNA, 4295 nt
Organism: Solea solea (common sole)
Lineage: Eukaryota; Metazoa; Chordata; Actinopteri; Pleuronectiformes; Soleidae
Gene: pcnx4
Product: pecanex 4
Exons: 11
Coding region: 261-3914 (1217 amino acids)
Cellular component (GO): membrane
Source: RefSeq, a predicted model, not a curated record
CUAUUGGCUCAGAUGUGUGCGUGUGAUCAUGCCGACGUUGGCUCUUGGCUUUCUAGCGGCUAGCUAGCUAGCAGCUGAGCUAAUGUUAGUGCUGGCGAUUUACGCUCGUUUUCCUCCAAUACAACACAAUAUCACCAUAUAUUUCACAAAGCGCUUCUGCAAUCGGACGCCGCGCUGAUGACGACAGCUUAACUGUGUCCGGGACGAUGAAUGGAAACCCUCCUUCGGCUGUGUGGAGAUGACCAUCCACCCAUUUGGGAAUGGUCAGAAUGGGGCCAGAUGUGCCCCUUCUUAAUGAAUACAAGCAGGAGUUCUUCUGGAAGCGCUUCCCGCAGACAGUGUUGGGCGGUCCACGCUUCAAGUUGGGUUACUGUGCCCCACCAUAUGUCUAUGUUAAUCAGGCAGUCUUGUUCUUGGCGCCAUGGCUUUUUGGAGGCAUUGGUACUCUGCUCUGCCAGCUGCAGCUGCUUCAGGAGCUCCACGCUGCAGUGCUCUCUGGUGUGCUUAUGUCCGGGGCUGCGGCGGGUGUCCAGGCCUUGGCGUUGUAUGCUGCACGGAGCAGUAGCACAGUGGAAAGACUUGGUGCACCGAACAUCCUGGUUGAUGAGGAGGAAGUGGAAUUCACCCACUGUGUCAGCCCGGAGACGGUGCGAUUCAUUGCCCCUGGGAAGAGGUUUGGAGUGAACGUGGUUCUGCAUACAGUACUUGCCGGGGUACUCUGUGGCUUUGGAACAUGGUAUGUGUUCCUUGGCAGACUGACUGCUCUUUAUGGCAGCAUUGGUGUAUCCGUCGUCGUCUUUGUCCUAAGUUGGGUGACACUGUGUAUAGCGGAGUACUCCCUAAUUGUAAAUACGGCCACAGAGACAGCCACUUUCCAAGCACAGGACACAUACGAGAUCACCCCACUCACCCGGCCACUCUACAUUUUUAUUUUCAUCGCUGUUGACUUGGCUGACAGGUUCUCUGACUCUGUCCCUGAGCUCCAACUGGCCAGCCAAGUUCUCCAUGUGCUGUUCCUCUUCCUACCUCUACUGUGGGCGCUGGGUAUCCUGCCUCCCUUGGAUGCUCUGCUUCUCUGGGGCAUGGAACAGGCUCUUGUGUUUGGCUUAGGAGGCUCACCCAUGUCUAGCAACGUCAGGCUGCUGUUGAUGUUUGGUGUAUCUGCCGGUGUAGCUGUGUGCAAUUAUUUCAUCCCAUCAACACUUGGUGUGGUUCUCUUCUCCAUCUCUAUGGGGUUUUUGCUGAGCCUGGACCUCAGCCAGGUCAGCACACUCUGCAGAGGUCCUGCAGCAGCCUUUGGAGACCAUGGAUUUCGCACAGGGGGUGCACCACCCCCACCUCCUCCCAGUUCUUUUGGUUGGAAUCUGGGCUGCAGGGAGCUGCUGCUAUAUUUGAGCCUGCUACUGGUGGCAGUGGCAGAGGCGGGGCUGUUGCAUCACUUCCUCGGUUCCGCUCAGUCUCAGAGCUUGGUUAUAGGACCUCAGGCUCCUGUCAGCUACCUACUCCUCAUACUUUUCUGCCUCUGCUGGGCUCUCAGAGAGAUCCAGGGGGCCUAUGUAUUUGGUGGGGUGUUCCUCAAUCCCCUGUACCCCAAAGGGAUGUCCAGUGUACAGACUUUCAAGCAAAGGAAUAGAGGGUUAUACAUAGCUGCAGCAAUCAGAAGAGUCCUUCUUUAUUUCGUGUCUCCAUUUGCAAUGGUUGCUUUUUUGUCGAUGGACAAAUCUCUGCAGCUUCUCCACAGGGCUGCCCUCAGUGUGGGAUUCACACGAGCCUUCAGAGUGGUGUGGCAGAGCUCAGAAGACGCUCUGCUUCAAAUGGUGGUGGUGGUGCUGGUGCGGCUGGCAGCCGGAAACAACAUGCUGCCGGGGUGGGACAACCUGGGAACUGGAGUUCAGCUUCUUCUGGUGGGCCUUGCGAUCGACAGAGUGACCCAGUUUCUGGCCAAACUGAAGUUCACCCUGACUGUCUUGGUGACGUCAUGGACGGAGAAGAAGCAGCGCCGGCAGUCGGCUGGAACUCUCUUAGCUCUGAAUGCGUCUAUAUGCCCGCUGCUUCUGGCAGUGGUGACCCUCUCUGCUCUGCUCUCUGCCCCACUGCUGCCCCUCUUCACCCUCCCCAUCUUCCUGGUUGGGUUUCCCAGACCUCAGCGCACUUGGCCGGGGCCUGUGGGUACGGCCUGUCCCUGCAUAGACUCCAUCUUCUACCAGCAGAUGAGUGGAAGUCUGGCGUCUGCUCUGAGGACGGCCUUUGCAAGAGGGUCAUUGGGGUCUUUAGCCCCCGGCUCUCAUUUUCUCGGCCGCUUUCAGGACCGUAUGGUUUGGAUAAUGAUCCUGGAGAGAGGCUAUGGCUAUUGCACAGUCAACAUAAAGGGUCUGGAGCUGCAGGAGACAUCUUGCCACACGGUGGAGGCGCGGCGAGUGGAUGAGGUGUUCGAGGCGGCCUUUGAGCGCCCCGAACAUCUUGGCUUCACUCAGGGCUUUAACCUGCACUGGGGGAACGCCCUCACCCCUUGUGCUGCCCUUGCAGUUCGAGUCUACUCCGACGCUCGGAAUGUGCUCUCUGGCAUCAUUGACUCUCAUGACAACUUGAGGAAACUUCAGGAUGAUUUUCUCAAAGUCCUAGUCUGGUUGCUCAUCCGAUACUGUGUUCAGAGGCAUAAAGGUUUCCUUUGGAUUAGUGAAGACGGGCUAGGGGUCGGAGGCAGGAAGUCCCAGUCAUCCCAGGUGGCUCAGACGACCUGCAACCCGCCGCCUGAGGCCGUAAUUGUGGAAUCCAAUGUGUCGUCUCUCAGGUUUCGACAAGACAGCUCCAGCUUGACCUCCUUUGGGGAUUGGUCAGAUGAAGAUGACUUAUUUGGCCCUCAACCAGCCAGGCGGACAGUGGCAUUAGUGACUGCAGAGGCCCAGCCUGGACACACAGUGCUGCAGACAGGCGCCUCCCUGCCAGGCUCUGUGGAGAUGGACAGUCUCUUUGAAAACAUGGCUCUCUCUGCCUUGCAGCCUCUGCAGCCUCUUGGACUGGGCAUUGGGAUGCCAGCAGUAGAUAAUGGCAGAAGCACAGAGGUCUUCAGAGAGAGUCCCAACUCUGUUCCUCAUCUGAACUUUAGUUGCCCCCAAUCGGAGGUCUUUAAUCUACCAACGGGGUGGAGGACAGCACCGUUACUACCGUCCCGCCUGCUGCAGCUCAGGCCUUUGUUUCCCGAGGACUGGUUUCGGUUUACCUUAGGUCGCUUUGGGCCUGCUGUACAGGGCGAGACGUCAGAGGACAUGUCCAAAGCCCUGAAGGAGGAUGACGCGUUGAAAGAACUGCAUGCUCAGGUUGCACUUUCCUGUCUCAUCUCACUGGGGGCAGAGUCUGCCUUCACCAGUCCCAGUUACGUGUACAGGCUCUAUUGUGGAGAUGUACCAUGGACAGAAGGACUCGAAUGGCUCUCCUCAAGUAAAGAACUUUAUCAGCUCUCUCUGCAAGCUUUCAGGUUCAGUUUCAAGCUGCUGUUUGAUCAAGCGAGCCUCGGGCCCUUGGAGUCCCUUGAGGAAUUGUUCAGCACCUUGGAGGAAUAUGAAAGGGACUGGUACAUUGGCCUGGUGACAGAAAAAGGCUGGCAUGACAGCGUCCUUCAGGAGAAACCUUUCCUGUUCUCUCUAGGGCACGACCUAGCUAUGGGUACCUACACGGGGCGAGUCCUGUCCCUGCAGGAGCAGCUGGUGCAAGUGGGCCGUCUGAAUGGCGAGGGGGUACGAGGCCAGUGGGCAAACCUUUCCUGGGAGCUCCUGUAUGCUACUAAUGACGACGAGGAGCGUUACAGCAUCCAAGCUCAUCCGUUCAUGCUCCGAAACUUAACGGUUCAGGCGGCCGAUCCCCCUUUAGGGUAUCCCAUCUACUCUUCAGCACCUCUUCACUUCCCCUGCCUCUGAGCUACUUUUGAAGAGGUACCGUGCCCCAGCAGCAAAUGAUCUUGUUUCCAAAGUCGGUGGUUAUUGGGAAAUUGAUGUGGAACCUAUUUCAAAAUCAAGAGAAAACUUCAAACGGUUUUUUGGAGUUUUACUUUUGUAAUUCUUGACUUCAAAAUGGAUGGCGUCCAUCUGAUUUGGGAACCGAUGUUGUUUUUCCCCAACAUUGACAUUAUGUCACGUCACGCUGUCCCAUGGUACAUGUUUUAAUGUCAGUGUGGACAUUUUUUUCACUGGUCAGCACUUUCAAAAAUAACAUUGACCAUUGAUGGACACAUAGGUUUUGUGAUUUGUCUGUUAGUUGAGGAUCAUGCUUAUAAAGAAGUGGAAUAGAUUUGCCCACGC